GCUGCUGCUGCUGCUGCCUGGAAAUCAGGGUUUUCACUGAGUGAGCCACCCAGAGGGAAUGUGAGCGCUCUGCAGCGUAUAAAAGCAGCAGGCUGCAGCCGAGAGGAGCAGAGACAUGCUUGUGCAACGUAACGGAGGAGGCAGCUCAACGCCGAGAGGAGAGUUUCUGCACAGUGUGUGUCUGUUGCAUAAUGAGGAAACAGUUCAGGUGAAGAAGACGUCUGAAGGGAGGACGUGAAGAGCGACCUCAUCCGUGUCACAGCUUCAGUUAUGAGUCAUUGUCUUCAUCAAAGUGGUCGUGAUUGUCUCCAUGGAUUUCUUAUUCCAAAGAAUCGCCUCAGCCAGAGGAACCGCAUCGGGCCCGGGGCUCGGUAGUGAUGCUGGCGAUGCAACACAACAGCCCCUCAGGUAAUAUCACCCCCUCCCCCGUCUCUAACCACACCACCAUGGUGCCUGAGGGGGAGGCCGUCGCUCGUAAUGACACCCUUCCACCGAUCAACCCCACGGCGGCCGGCCUCAGCAUGACUCUGGGCAUCCUGUUCAACGUGGUGGCCCUGAUCAUUCUCGCCAAGGCUUACAACCGCUUCCGUCGCCGGUCAAAGGCCACGUUCCUGCUCUUCGCCAGCUCCCUGGUGGCGACGGAUCUGGCUGGACAUGUCAUCCCCGGAGCCCUCGUGUUGAGAAUAUACUCUGCAGUUGCUGGUUCCACAACGGACACCAGAUUAAGUCGGGACCCUGAUGCCUCGUGUCUGUUUCUGGGAGGUUGCAUGGUGUUCUUCGGCCUGUGCCCACUUUUCCUGGGUUGUGCCAUGGCUGGUGAGCGCUGUCUGGGCGUCACGAGGCCUCUACUACACGCACGCCUGGUGACCACAGCACGGACUAAAAUGGCACUGACCCUCAUCUGGCUACUGGCGUUAUGCGUGGCCAUGCUGCCCUUCUUCAGCCUGGGGGCCUACACCUACCAGUACCCAGGGACGUGGUGCUUCAUCAGGGUGAUGGAGGACACUGAGGCCACGGACCUGGCCUUUGUGAUGCUGUUCUCUGGACUCGCGCUGGGUUCUCUGGCCAUGGCCUUUGUGUGUAACACCAUCAGCGGGAUCACGCUGGUGCGAGCCCGGCUAAAGAAGAGGUGCAGCUCCCAGCGCCGCUCGGCCACGUCCCAUGACACGGAGAUGGUGGUGCAGCUGGUUGGCAUCAUGGUCACCUCCUGCAUCUGCUGGAGCCCUCUGCUGAUCUUUGGAGUGAUGUCGGCCAUGCGGUCGUACAGCGGCUCCCCGAGCGGUGACCGGGCCACCUACCGGGCUCUGAUGGUGACGGGCGUCAGGAUGGCGACCUGCAACCAGAUCCUGGACCCCUGGGUCUACAUCCUGCUGCGGCGGGCCAUCCUCAGGAAGAUCUACCGCAUCACCAAGAAGCAGGCCAGUUUCAAGGGAAGCACGUUCCGCACCACCCGCUGGGACGUCAGCUCCUUUCAGAACUCGGAGAAAACCAGUGUCAAUAAGAUUUAGAGGAUCGGAUGCUCUGAUGGUCAGAACUGAACCUGGCAGCUUUUCAUCCUGAGCUGACUUCGGUCUCAAAAGGUCCCGGAUGAAAAGAGAUUUUCCUUCUACUUAUGAAGCAUAGACUGUAAAUAAAGAUGGACGACAUGACAGCUGCUUAAAGUGAUGCCAAGGUGUCUUCAUCGCCCCCUGGUGGCUGGCUGCAGCAUUGGUUACAAACCCCACCUCCCCAAUAACUUUUUCUCAAAGAUGAUAUCUGUAAUAUUUCUGGGACAUUUGGUUAAAAUGAAUUAUUUAAUCAUAUAAAAACGGGUGAAUCAUUAUGAUUGUUAGCUGAGACUGACUCACGAUUGGUGGAGUGACCC
Messenger RNA from Hippoglossus stenolepis (Pacific halibut), 1864 nucleotides. RefSeq names its product prostaglandin E2 receptor EP1 subtype. Bases 378 to 1508 code for a protein of 376 amino acids. Gene Ontology annotation, cellular component: plasma membrane. The transcript has 3 exons. Gene Ontology annotation, biological process: inflammatory response; adenylate cyclase-activating G protein-coupled receptor signaling pathway; positive regulation of cytosolic calcium ion concentration. NCBI's taxonomy places the organism in Eukaryota, Metazoa, Chordata, Actinopteri, Pleuronectiformes, Pleuronectidae. The record is from RefSeq and is a predicted model, not a curated record. Gene Ontology annotation, molecular function: thromboxane receptor activity; prostaglandin E receptor activity.